AUGAUUCGUGACUAUGUUGUAUAUCAGUAUGAUGUAGCUUGCCAAAUCAAGGCGAAGUCAGAAGUACUGGUGAUUGCAGAUUUUGCAGGGAAUAGUGAAUGGGGAGACAAUGAUCCCUCAGUUCUUGUGAUAAAAAUUUCUGGAGAAUUACAGAGUGAGUUUCAACUGACUAAUGGUUAUGGACCACAGAGAGCCCCACAAAUUAUGCGAAACCAUUGGAACACAUACAUAGUUGAGGAUGACUACAAGUUCAUAUCAAGUAACGGAUCGAACGCUGUGAGAAUUCCUGUUGGUUGGUGGAUAGCAAGCGAUCCAACGCCCAAUCCCUACGUUGAGGGAUCAUUGCAUGCGAUGGACAAAGCCUUCUUGUGGGCUAAGAAAUAUGGGGUGAAGAUUAUAAUUGACCUUCAUGCAGCGCCCGACUCUCAAAAUAGUUGGGGACACAGCUCUUCUAGAGAUGGUUCUCAAGAAUGGGGCAAAACAGAUGAAAAUAUUCAACAAACAGUUUCUGUAAUCAGUGCCGGCUGAACAGUGGAGCAAGAGAGGCGGUCGCCUAAGGCCCCAAGUAAAAAAAAGGCCCCCAAAUUUUAACCAAUAGGGUUAUUUAUAAUCAAUAAAUAAAAUAAUUUUUUU
This is a messenger RNA of Quercus robur (English oak), 633 nucleotides long. RefSeq names its product probable glucan 1,3-beta-glucosidase A. The transcript is spliced from 4 exons. NCBI's taxonomy places the organism in Eukaryota, Viridiplantae, Streptophyta, Magnoliopsida, Fagales, Fagaceae. Gene Ontology annotation, biological process: establishment or maintenance of cell polarity; actin filament bundle assembly; cell migration. Bases 1 to 528 code for a protein of 175 amino acids. Gene Ontology annotation, cellular component: actin cytoskeleton; cytoplasm. The record is from RefSeq and is a predicted model, not a curated record. Gene Ontology annotation, molecular function: actin filament binding; hydrolase activity, hydrolyzing O-glycosyl compounds.